Messenger RNA from Bacidia gigantensis, 4461 nucleotides. RefSeq lists its product as uncharacterized. The record is from RefSeq and is a predicted model, not a curated record. Gene Ontology annotation, cellular component: DNA ligase IV complex. Lineage: Eukaryota; Fungi; Ascomycota; Lecanoromycetes; Lecanorales; Ramalinaceae. The transcript is spliced from 5 exons. Gene Ontology annotation, molecular function: DNA binding; DNA ligase (ATP) activity; ATP binding. Bases 1 to 4461 code for a protein of 1486 amino acids. Gene Ontology annotation, biological process: DNA biosynthetic process; DNA recombination; nucleotide-excision repair, DNA gap filling.
AUGGCCAACGCGGACGUCAAUAUGGAGGAUGUGGGGGUGACCUCCCAGAUGGACGAAGACAUGGUAACUCGAGAACAAGAGCUUGAUGAAAAGUCUGCCGGUACAGCCAGUCAUCUUCCGAAUCAGACACUGAUAAUCUGCAACAGAUAUCCUUUUAGGCCGAAGAACCGAAAUAAGACGCUCCCCUUUCAUGACCUCUACCUAACACUUUUCAACCCGCUCAACGACAACAAGAAGAAACCCACUGGCCCCUCAAUAGCCAGAGCAAAGGUCGGAAGGCACGGUCCUACUACACAGAAUCCGCAUGAGAUCAGACAGAGUAUCAUUGAGCGUUUCAUCUCAAAAUGGAGGAACGAAGUCGGUCCAGACAUCUACCCCGCUAUCCGACUAAUCAUUCCCGAGAAGGAUCGAGAGCGACCUAUGUACGGGCUCAAGGAGUCCAUCAUUGGUAAGCUACUGAUACAGGUCAUGAAGAUCAACAAAGACUCGGAGGAUGGUUAUAAUUUGCGAAAUUGGAAGCAGCCGGGGCAAACGGCCGCAAGUCGCAUGGCAGGGGACUUCGCUGGACGCUGCUAUGAAGUCAUUUCGAAAAGACCAAUACGAAUAGACCCUGGUGAUAUGUCCAUUGAAGAAGUCAACGGCCUUCUCGACCAGCUUGCCGCCGCCACCAAGCAGCAUUCACAGAUCCAGAUCUUAACGCAAUUCUACCAAAGAAUGAACGCAGAAGAGUUAAUGUGGUUGAUUCGAAUGAUACUUCGUCAAAUGAAGGUCGGGGCUACAGAGAAGACAUUUUUUAAUAUCUGGCAUCCUGACGCCGACACCUUGUUCAAUAUUUGCUCGAAUUUACGUCGAGUCUGCUGGGAGCUCUACGAUCCGAAGGUGCGACUUGAAGGUGAGGAUACGGGGGUAAAAUUAAUGCAAUGCUUUCAGCCACAAUUGGCCCAGUUCCAAAUGCAGAGCUUCAAGAAGAUGGUGGACCGCAUGCACCCCACCGAAGAAGAUCCAGUUUUUUGGGUUGAAGAAAAGCUUGAUGGGGAAAGAAUGCAGCUUCAUAUGACGGAAGACUGUGAAACACCCGGAGGAAAGAAGUUUGGCUUCUGGUCGAGGAAAGCAAAAGACUACACUUACUUAUACGGGAGUGGAUUUGAGGACGACAGAUCAUCAGUAACGCGGCAUUUGAUAAAUGCUUUCCACGAGGGGGUUGACAACAUCAUACUGGAUGGAGAAAUGAUUACAUGGGACGUGGAUGAGGAUGCGAUGGUACCGUUCGGGACGUUGAAGACAGCCGCGAAAGAGCAGCAAGACAAUCCAUAUGCUUCCGGAUGGAGGCCUUUGUUUCGCGUCUUCGACAUCCUCUAUCUCAACGGACAAACCUUGACAGACUAUACCCUUCGUGACCGUCGGGCAGCACUUGAAGGAGCUGUGAAAGAUGUGCAUCGACGGCUUGAGAUUCACCAAUACACAGAAGCUCAGAAAGUGUCUGAUAUCGAUCCAAUGUUGCGUAAGGUAGUCGCUGAGGCUUCAGAAGGGUUGGUGAUCAAGAACCCGCGUUCAGCAUAUCGGCUAAAUCAGAGGAACGAUGAUUGGAUCAAAGUGAAGCCAGAAUACAUGAACGAAUUUGGAGAAAACCUUGACUGCGUCAUUAUUGGCGGGUACUACGGCUCAGGGCGCCGAGGAGGCAAGCUGUCCAGUUUUCUAUGCGGCUUGAGAGUAGACGAGAAUCAGAUCUCCCAGGGCGCCAAUCCGAUGAAAUUUUACUCUUUCUUCAAAGUUGGAGGUGGCUUUACCGGUGCCGACUACGCAGCCGUACGACACAAGACCGAUGGCAAAUGGCAGAAAUGGGAGCCGAAACGACCCCCAUUCGAGUACAUUUCAUUAGCCGGGGAUGAGAGGCGAUUAUAUGAACAACCUGAUGAGUGGAUUUUACCGAGUGACUCCGUGGUUGUAGAGGUCAAGGCUGCGUCUGUCGCAGUGACAGAUUCUUUCAAGAUGGGCUACACUUUACGUUUUCCUCGCUUCAAGCGGAUCAGAGAUGAUCGCACUUGGGAGAGUGCUCUUUCCAUCUCUGGGUUCAUGCAACUGAAAGCAGAUGUUGAGAGCGAGAGAAAGGAGAAGCAAUUUCAAAUUGACGAUUCAAAAAGAAAACGACCGCGUACAAACAGAAAAAAGCCUUUGACCAUAGCCGGAAACGAAGACAUCAUGACGACAUUUAUGACAAAUGCAACGAAGAUCUUUGAAGGUCUGCUUUUCUACAUUAUGACGGGUUCACCAAAGCCAAACAAGAAGACGAAGGCAGAGUUAGAGUCGAUUGUCAAGUCCUGCGGAGGGGCCAUCACCCAGACUUACGCUAAGCCUGAGACGAUAUGCAUCGGAGACAACAGGACCGGAGAGACAGACAUCAACAAGCCGAGGCUAGUCCUGCCGUACGAGCCAAGGCAUAUGCUCUUCACCAUGGCAGAGAGCGAGGAAAUGAUCAGCGCUAAUGUUGACGAGUAUGGCGAUAGCUUUGCGAAAGACGUCUCGGUUGAGGAACUCAAAAGCCUCAUGGAUGGCCUACCCUCAAAACAAGAACGACCUACCGAAGUCAAAGACCUCCGUGCAGAGUUGAGGAAGACUAUUCCUGGGCUGGAGUGUUUUUCAGGGUGGCUCUUCGAAGGCCUGAAAAUACAUCCGGCCCCAGCGCUCAUAGGCGCCUCCCAGAAAUCGCCGGUCAUUGCAGAUAUCGAAUUGUCCAAGGCUUGUCACGUAGCGAGAUUUGCUGGCGCUGAUAUGAGCGACUCGUUAAUGCCAGGUAUCACACAUGUCCUGAUCGGACAUGACAAAACCCGGCUGAAAGAGAUCCGAUCGACCAUCAGUCAGUUCGACACGCGCUUACCUCGCGUCGUAACAGCAGAUUGGGUUGCCCAGAGUUGGCAGGAGAGAACUCUGUUGGAUGAAGAACGUGAGUCUUCCUUCCCUCUAGCCGUGCUGCACUCCCUUAUUGAUGAUCUCGCCCCAGCUAAGAUUACCGAACCACCCACAACAACGAAAGUUCGAUACAUACGGAAGAUGAUGGUUCCCAGAAGUUAUAAGCAUGGCUCAAGGCCAGGCCCACCCAGCGUACAACCUGAGAAAGGGUCCUUGCCAAAGUCAAAGGAACAAAAGCUUGCGAGCAGUAAGAGCAAGGCAGAGAAUAAUACUCGGUCUCAAGAGCAACGCUCUUUCCUUCCCUCGCAAAGUUUACCCGCAAAACCGGUAGUGAUACCGACGCGGACAAGAGAACGUGUAAAAUUGACGCCCAGAAAGGAGGAUGAGAAAAGCAGAAGGGCACCGUCGAGCAAUGGGAAACAUCAUCCGGGGCAUCCUUCACCAUCCGCCGCUUCGUUCCUGGCAGUGGAUUCAAUUCUCGGAGUUGAAGAGAAGAUAGACACAGGCUCUCGACCUGUUCCCAUUAUUAAGAGAGUGAUGAAGGAAAAGUCCCGAAAAUCGCCGUCGUCGUCAAGCCCCCGGACCUGGGAUCUAUUGCUCAGUCCGCCUAAUGAACUGGAGCCUAGAAGCGGCAGCUAUGAAAGCGAUACGACCCUCGGCCCAUUUUCUUCGGUCAGAUCGAUAUCAACGGAGUCAAUGCCGUCACUGGCGGAAGACGACAGCUCGAUAAGCUCAGAGAACCCUUCGACGCCGGGCUUCGGGAGUGCAAGUCGCAGGGGCAAGAGCGCAUCAAGCUCAGUAGGAAAAGACUGCGCUAGCAAUCAUCCUCUAUUACAAAAAAAGCAAGCCAUUCCCGAAAUCACUGAAGAGAACAUGCCACCGAGUCAACCCACGAGGACGAAGGCCUCCUUCAAGUCAAAUUUGACCGCGUCAUUUCGCGCGAUUCGCUCGGCUGCUCGCUCAAUCUCGGACCUUGCGCCACCCCUUCCGCAACGCGAUGACCACCUCUCACGCUCAAUCUUAGCGAUUGACGAAAAAUUCACUGACGAAAGGCGACCUCGACCCCGGUUUUCCGAAGAUCCACCCGAUCCUGCUUUACGACGAUACUUGAAUCCAAUCAAGCUCUCGCCUGCAGAGCUACAUUUUCAUACGGAGCGAGAUUCCUUGUCCUGCAGCGCGGCUAUACAGAUGGUAUCCUAUCAACCAGGUGCUCGUCGAUCAGCCAACGCGUCGUCUCCUCCCAUCUUUCCCUCCAGCAAGAAACAGAAACGGAUCCCCCAUCUGACCAAAAGCUCGCUCGAUACAGAAGACCCGCUCACAUCCUCGCUACUUCCCAAGCAAAGAGAGCCGAGGGAAAACGGCGAUUUUUUGAGGGUCAUCGUCCUCGAGAUGAACAUGAGGAAGGCUGGAAAAUUGAGUGAUGGUGCCCCAGGAAGGGCGCGGCUAUGGCUACCUCCAAGGGAAGUAGGGAAAAGCGAGGAUGCUAGCCAAGAAGAGAGCGCCUCAACAGAGCAGCGGAGUGUCCCCAGAAGAUGGGUGAGUGAGCAGCCCUGA